Messenger RNA from Ruditapes philippinarum (Manila clam), 728 nucleotides. RefSeq names its product methylosome subunit pICln-like. The transcript has 5 exons. The record is from RefSeq and is a predicted model, not a curated record. Bases 79 to 642 code for a protein of 187 amino acids. Lineage: Eukaryota; Metazoa; Mollusca; Bivalvia; Venerida; Veneridae. Gene Ontology annotation, cellular component: methylosome; pICln-Sm protein complex; plasma membrane. Gene Ontology annotation, biological process: chloride transport; cell volume homeostasis; mRNA cis splicing, via spliceosome.
UUGAUUGGUCGAUCACAAAUCGUAAAUAAAACGAAAGAAUAAAACGUGCUAUAAACAUUAUCUAUAUUUUUGUGCAUUAUGUUACUUACAGAUUUUCCCGUACCCAAUGUUGGGAUUAAGCACAAAGAAGACAAUACUACUGUAUUCAUAGAUGGAGCUGACAAAGGCAAAGGAGCCCUGUACAUAGCUGAAAGUCAGGUGACAUGGUUAAGCCCAGCUGGUUCAGGAUUCUGUCUAGAAUACCCAAAGAUCUGUCUACAUGCCACAUCUAGAGAUCUGACUUCAUUUCCACAUGAAUGUCUCUACCUACAAGUUGAAGGAAAGUUAAUUGAAGAUGACAGGGGGAGUAACUCAUCAUCAGAAGGUGAUGAUGAUGACAUGCCAACUACAGAAGUCAGAUUUGUACCUGAUGACAAAAGGGCACGUAAGUUAUUGUAUUUUUCAGAAGGUUAUUAUGAAGGUGAAGAAGGUGUUGAGGAGCUCACAGAACAAGGGCAGGCAACUCUACAAAGAUUAGAAAAUAUGUUACGAGGAGGGCAAGGAGAUGGGCCUCCUGCGGAGCAUACAAAUGGUCACCAAGAUGAAGAAGAUAUGGAGAAUGAAAAUGCAGGCCAGUUUGAAGAUGCAGAUAUGGAACAUUAAACUCAGAUUGACUAAAAGAAACAUACAUUGUGUAAUUAAACAUUAAACAUACAUGGGAAUGUGUAAUUAGGAAGUGAACAUGUGUG